AUAAAAUCUCUUAGUUGAAAAUCACAAUGUGAAAUAAAUUAGAUUCCUGUGUUGUAUCUAAAUUUAAUUUUCAGAGGCACAGAUUAUUUUGUUUCUUUAUAUAUAACAUGUGCACAGUGAAUUGUUUAAGUGACGAUACAGGAUCACAAACACCAUCGCCAUAUGUAUGCGAUAAUUCAAUUAAAUACAAUCAAUUUCUAAAAUACAAUAGUAAAUUACCUAUAAUUAAAUUAAUAAAAUAUAAAAAUGAUAUAUAGCUUCAAAUUCACUCUAUUUUUGUAUCUUCUUCUGGGGGCGCUUCAAUUUUCAUGCUGUUGCACAUACCUUAAUUGUAAUCUUUAUUGGGAUAAAGACUGGAGUACGGUUACAGCAAUGAAAAUGGUCAUGUUUCUAUUAUUAAUAUUUGGUUUCUUUUUCGCAAUUUUAAUAUAUUGCAGAACGUGUACCAGGGAUAUUAAUCAGAGAUAUAGUACUGCUUCCAAUGACAAUAUAGAUUGCAGAUCAUUACAAUCUAAUUCAAUUUAUGAAUUAUCAGUAGAGAGACCACCGUCUUAUAAUGCAGCUUGCAGUGCACCUCCUCCUUAUGAAUCUCCAUUGAAUAGCGUGUCUAUGUUUGAAGCACCACCAGUUUAUCAAGAAAGUUCGCAACAAUCUAGACGAGUAUCGCAUCCGAUUAAUCAAGCAGUUCCGAUCACAAAUUAUAUUUAACACGUUUUGUAGUCACGUAUUUGUAAUCAUGUCUCAUAUCUAAUUUAGUUUCAGUUAAUUAAGAAGGAACUGAAUUAGUUACAAAUAA
Bombus pascuorum is the source of this 796-nucleotide messenger RNA. RefSeq lists its product as uncharacterized. Bases 247 to 708 code for a protein of 153 amino acids. The transcript has 5 exons. The record is from RefSeq and is a predicted model, not a curated record. Lineage: Eukaryota; Metazoa; Arthropoda; Insecta; Hymenoptera; Apidae.